This is a messenger RNA of Olea europaea var. sylvestris, 942 nucleotides long. RefSeq lists its product as uncharacterized. Lineage: Eukaryota; Viridiplantae; Streptophyta; Magnoliopsida; Lamiales; Oleaceae. Gene Ontology annotation, molecular function: protein dimerization activity. The record is from RefSeq and is a predicted model, not a curated record. The transcript has a single exon. The coding region runs from base 1 to 942 and encodes 313 amino acids.
AUGUUUUCAACUAUAGUCGAAGUCAUUGAGAUGAUUGCUACUGAUUCUACAAGUACCGGAACAAGAGGUGAUGCAUGCAUUUCAUUGGAGUUGAUGUUAAGAUUUGAAUUUGCAUUUAAUCUAUAUCUCAUGAAAAAGAUUUUAGGGAUUUCAAACGAAUUGUCAAAAGCAUUACAAAGAAAAGAUCAAGAUAUUGUCAAUGCUAUGAAAUUGGUGCAGAUAUGUAAAACACAACUCCAAACCAUGAGAGAUGAUGGAUGGGAUUCUUUUUUGGGAGUGGUUUGUUCGUUUUGUGAAACUCACAAGAUCAAUGUUCCCGAUAUGGAUGAUAUGUUCAUAACUGUAGGUCGUUCACGGCAUGAGACAGUGACAAAUUUGCAUCAUUUUCGUGUGGAAAUGUUUUAUGCCGUCAUUGAUAUGCAACUUCAAGAGUUGAAUGAUCGUUUUUCUGAAGCAAAUAGUGACUUGCUUAUUUGUGUUGCAUGUUUAUCUCCAAAUAAUUCAUUUGCUGCUUUUGACAAGAUCAAAUUGAUUCGACUAUGUCAGUAUUAUCCGGUAGAUUUUGAUGCAGCAGAUAUUCUAGAACUUGAUGAUCAACAAGAUACGUAUAUUAUUGAUACGCGCACUUCUGAAGACUUUGAAGAAUUACAAGGCAUUAGCGAUCUUGCACAGAAGUUGGUUGUGAAGAAUAAACAUGAAGUGUAUACAUUAGUCUACAAACUUGUGACACUAACCUUAGUUCUUCCCGUGGCUACUGCUACAGUCGAAAGAGCAUUUUCUGCGAUGACUUACGUCAAAAAUCGUCUGCUCAAUCGAAUUGGAGAUCAAUGGUUGAAUGAUAGUUUUAUUGCAUAUAUUGAGAAGGAUAUUUUUGAUAAGAUUGAAAAUGAUGUAAUUAUUGAACGUUAUCAAAGUAUGAGAACACGUAGAGAGCAAUUGUAA